AUGUCGACAACACCUGCUCUGACCGGUUUGAAGGUGCUCGAGUUCGCGGGUCUCGCUCCCGGUAUGCUUUCGCGUCGUGCAACCGUGCUCCGUGUCGACCGCGCGUCGCCUGCCGCCGCGGCUGUGCCGACAAAGGACAUGCUGGCGCGCCACAAGCAAUCUGUAGUCGUCGACCUGAAGCAGCCGGCGGGCGUUGCGCUAGUUAAGAAGCUGGCAGAGCGCGCCGACGUGCUCAUUGACCCCUUCCGCCCGGGCGUGCUGGAGAAGCUCGGUCUGGGCCCCAAGCCGCUGCUCGAGGCGAACCCGAAGCUGAUUUACGCGCGCAUGACGGGAUUCAGGCGCGACGGCAAGUACUCGGCCAUGGCGGGGCACGACAUCAACUACCUCGCCGUCUCGGGCGUGCUGAGCAUGCUCGGCCGGGCGGGCGACAAGCCGCACCCGCCGACCAACAUUCUGGGCGACUUUGCAGGCGGCGGCGCCGUGCUCUUCCAGGGCAUUCUGCUUGCGCUCCUCUCCCGCGGCGUCAGCGGGAAGGGCCAGGUCGUCGAGGCCAACAUGGUCGAUGGCGCCAGCUAUCUCUCCUCCAUGCCCAGGAUGGGGCAGAAGACACCCCUCGGCGCCGGUCCCCGGGGAACCAACAUGCUCGACGGCGGAUGCCCGUUCUACGACACGUAUGAGACAAAGGACGGCAAAUACGUCGCUGUUGGUUCACUUGAGCCGCAGUUCUUCCGCGAGAUGAUCAAGGGCACCGGUCUUGAUCCCUCCUGGGCCAAGAGGCAGCAGAACCUCGACGAGUGGGACACGCUCCGCCAGCAGAUGACGGAGGCGUUCAAGAGCAAGACACGCGCAGAGUGGGAGAAGAUCUUUGACGGCACUGACGCGUGCGUCACCCCUGUGCUCGAGUAUAGCGAGCUCGAGGGCAAGCCUGAGGGAGAUCAGCGCCCGAUCGUCACGCUCCGCAAUACGCCUCUGCUCGCUGUCACUCCCGGAGCUAACGGAGACCCCGCCAAGGGCCAGGGACCCGGAGUCAAGGGAGCUGGAUACAGCGGCAACUCGCUCACGCCUGGUGAGGGCGGGCCGGCGGCCAUCAAAUCCUGGCUCGGUUGGGACAAGGGGACGCAGUGGGAGGAGGUCAACGGCGGAUACCAGGUGAAGCAGGGUGCCAAGUUGUAG
Trichosporon asahii var. asahii CBS 2479 is the source of this 1173-nucleotide messenger RNA. RefSeq lists its product as uncharacterized. Gene Ontology annotation, molecular function: catalytic activity. The transcript has 2 exons. Bases 1 to 1173 code for a protein of 390 amino acids. NCBI's taxonomy places the organism in Eukaryota, Fungi, Basidiomycota, Tremellomycetes, Trichosporonales, Trichosporonaceae. The record is from RefSeq and is a predicted model, not a curated record.